UUCUGAACAAACACGGCGAAGAGUAGAAGCAUUUCCUUAUUCUCACACAGGAACCACACCUCACUGGGGAGCUCAACUUCUCAGCAACUUUCCACCAGCUGCCGAGAAGACCAGAAAAGCCACCGGGUUCCUAGGGUGCUGUCAGGACCACCGACACCAGGAAAAUAAAUAGAUUUAUCCUCCCUUAGCGGUAAGGCUAUCGGCUGGGAUUGGCUGUCUGAUGGAGUGAUCCGACCCGUUUCCUUCGAGGAUUUCUUCUGAUCCGACUCGGGAUCUUCUGGCGUCGGCCACACAGAAUUAGAACCAAACUGGAAGUCUCAAAAAUGAGCGACUUUUGGCAUAAACUAGGCUGCUGUGUGGUAGAAAAGCCACAACCGAAGAAGAGGAGAAGGAUUGAUCGCUCCAUGAUAGGAGAACCCAUGAACUUUGUCCAUCUGACACAUAUCGGCUCAGGAGACAUGGCCUCUGGAGACGGACUUUCCAUGGCCGCUCCGAUGCAAGAUCAUAUGAGAUCGAAAGGAAACCGCGAUAGACCAUGGAGCAACUCCAGGAUCUUGUAGCUAUACACACUGGAUCGAGCACAUUAAGGAGGAGCAGGAACAAAGCGCCGCGCUGCAAUCACUGGAUAAGUUAUUCAAUCUUCCAAACAAAAUGAUUUAAAUUUUUUCCUGGAAACAUUUUUUGGAGAACUGAUACAGAAAUAUCUGAAGAAUGUGCAAUAUUUUUCUAGAAUAUUAUAAAUAUGUAAUAGCUUUUUUUCAUGGAGAUUCCUGCUGUCUGAGCUACGCUGUGGAUUAUCUGCCUUUUAUUAUUUUUUGGAACGUCCGGAAUGAUUGAAGCGAUGCCAGAUUGUGAAACAGAGCACUUCAUAGACUGCUAUAUAAGUCCCAUCAAUCCUCGCCUCUCCCUCACUCCACAUUCCAUCAUAUUUCACACCUGGAAAACAAAUCUGUCAAAAAUUCCAUGAAUUUUCACCUUCAAGGGUCCUGCCUCAAUAGUAUUCUAUAGAAAUGAGCAUUUUAGGAGAUAAUGACGUGUUUUUAUUUUCUUACUUAAGGUAACAAAAAAU
Molecule: messenger RNA, 1069 nt
Organism: Bufo bufo (common toad)
Lineage: Eukaryota; Metazoa; Chordata; Amphibia; Anura; Bufonidae
Gene: CDC42SE1
Product: CDC42 small effector 1
Exons: 5
Coding region: 324-560 (78 amino acids)
Biological process (GO): regulation of Rho protein signal transduction
Cellular component (GO): plasma membrane
Molecular function (GO): small GTPase binding
Source: RefSeq, a predicted model, not a curated record